AUGGACUCCCCCAUUACCGAGCUAGAUGAUAUCUGGAUCAACUCCAAGCCGGUGGAUCUGACUAGUGAAAGACCACCUGAUUGCUUUACGUCUCGACCGGUGCGAAUAAACAAGUACGACGAUAUUAUGAAUCUCCACACCACGAAUGCAACAAACGACUGGACAACAGCAAUGUGCGAUGAUGCAGACCGUAAAGUUGGGCAUGCUUUCUCACCAGUGGGGAAUGUAUCGAGCCUUCUUUUUCCCGAGUGUUCAUCAGAUAAGGCACAUAUUCUGGGAUACUUCACACAGCUUUCAUUCAUACAUGACGAUAUCACGGAUGUGUUAUCCUCAAAAGAUGCCAAGGAAGAGAACAGACAUUUAUCCCAUGCGCUAGACCCCAAGGACAACCACCCCGGCACGUCGGAAAGGGGAAAAGCCAUGAAGAAGUUUCUAUCGCAGAAAGUUCUUGAAAUGAUUGACAUGGAUACUGAUGAAGGACGAGAAUUUGUUAAGCUUCUCAAAGUCUGGGCUGAUGACGAGAUUGGGUUGAAAAAUCCCCAAACGAUCGAAUCUGUUGACGAAUACCUCCGCUUUCGGCAACUUGACGGAGGGGUAAGGGCAUAUUGGUAUUGGUUAGCAUUCUCCCACAGGGAUAGCUUCGCACAAGCAGAUUGGGAUUCGAUAGAAUAUCUUCUGAAAUCUGCCAACAGGGUCUUUAUAUGGACCAAUGACUACUUCAGUUGGCCCCGGGAACGCUCUUAUGAACAAGGCAGGAUUGCAAAUGUGAUUGAGUUCUAUAUGAGAACCGAGGGGCUUUCCGAGGAAGAAGCCAAGAAGAAAACGAAGGAAGAAAUUUUGCAAGGCGAACACCGUUUCCAUGACAUGUGCGUUGAAAGAUUUGCACGAGAGCCGAGCAUUCCUCGCCACGUAAAGAAAUUGCUCUUGGUUGCCGAGAUAGUUAUGGGUGGAUAUAACUACUGGGCAUCGACAUGUCCUAGGCUGAACUCUUGGAAAGAACAAGGUCUAACUGCAGAGACUGUCUUCCAUGGACCAAAAAAUGACGAAGUUUUCAAUCAUGGAGAAAAAGCUCAGCUCGUCAAGUCAGUCAAUGUAACCCAAACUUCCAACAAAACUCCGGAGAACACGAAAAUUCAGUUUCAACCUUCAGUAUCCCAUUUGGACUCGGCGACAUGUACAUCUGUUCUUGAUGACUCGGCUCUCCUAGCUCCAGCUCGUUACAUUGAGUCUCUGUCAUCAAAAAAUACGCUUUCCAAACUUGCCGAUGCAUUCAACGUCUGGAUGCAGGUGUCCCCUAUACCACUGGCAUCGAUCAAGGAUGUCAUCAAUGGUCUGCAUAACUCAUCCCUAAUCUUGGACGACAUCCAAGAUAACUCACCACUCCGACGAGAGAGAACAGCCACCCAUCUCAUCUUCGGACCUGCGCAAUCGAUCAACAGCGCUACAUACAUGUUUGUCAAAGCGGCUAAAGUAGUAGACGCACUGGGUACUCCUCAAAUGAUGACCGCCCUUUUGCAGAAUCUCGAGAUGCUCUUCAUUGGUCAGAGUUGGGAUAUAAGCUGGAGACAUAGUUUCUAUUGCCCUACGGAAUCCGAAUACCUCACUAUGGUGGACAAGAAGACUGGUGCCUCGUUGACCAUGAUGGUUGAGCUCAUGCAAGCCAACGGCAAAACAACACCCUUCUCAUAUCGACUUUCACCGCUGGCCCGACUUUUCGGCCGAUGGUAUCAGAUCCGCGAUGACUACAUGAAUCUCCAAGGGGCAGAUUAUUCGAAACAGAAGGGGUUCUGCGAAGAUUUCGAUGAGGGGAAAUUGUCCUACCCAAUUGUCAAGUGCUGUCAGAAGAGCGAGGCAAUUAAAAACAUCAUUCUCGGCAUAUUCCAGCAAACGCGAAUGACAAACACAAAAAUGAUGCGUGAGAGUAAAUUGCAGAUUUUGGAUCUUAUGUCGAGUGUUAUGGCCCUUGAGGAUACGUACGAUUAUCUUCAGCAGCUGCAACAGGAAAUUGAACAGGACAUUCGAGAGAUUGAGGUCUUGACAGGCGAAUCUAAUCCAGAGCUAUUGCUCGUGGUGAAGGUCUUAGGUGUGAUUCCCAAGCCUGGUGGAAAGGGGCAUUGA
Penicillium concentricum is the source of this 2118-nucleotide messenger RNA. Its product is annotated as bifunctional terpene synthase/polyprenyl synthetase family protein. Gene Ontology annotation, molecular function: prenyltransferase activity. Lineage: Eukaryota; Fungi; Ascomycota; Eurotiomycetes; Eurotiales; Aspergillaceae. The transcript has 3 exons. The record is from RefSeq and is a predicted model, not a curated record. The coding region runs from base 1 to 2118 and encodes 705 amino acids. Gene Ontology annotation, biological process: isoprenoid biosynthetic process.